This is a messenger RNA of Prorocentrum cordatum, 897 nucleotides long. The record is from the annotation of a GenBank genome assembly. Lineage: Eukaryota; Dinophyceae; Prorocentrales; Prorocentraceae.
AACACACCCACUCCGUGCAGGCACGGUGGCUGAAUUCUGGCGGUGCCACAUCGCCGUGUUGGCCAAGGCACUGUUUCUAGUGCGUGUUUUGCCCACGUGUGGCGCUUUCUUGGCAUAUGCGUGGCACCGAGCGGUCGUACAGGGACCGAAGCUGGGGUGGUGAUGCACUGGCUCAGUACCAUCCCCGCACUUCGCACAUGCCCCAGGUGAGCGAAUCGAAUGGAGCAAGGCACAACGAGGACAAGCUCCCCAUGAGUAGUAGGCUCUGGUCCCAUGCGUGCCGUUUGUUGCCCCGCGGAUGAUUUCCAGUGCUUGGCACUGCACACUUCGCCCUCCUGAUCUCUCGACGCGAGGCACCGCCAGCGCAGCGGCAGCAAUACCUUUGUUACCCUCCCGUUACGUCCGACACGAUGGAUGCGCUGACGGCGCUGGACAUCGGGCCGCGCUGUAGGGGCGGACGGCGCGAAGGCAGGCUCUGCGUUCGCGCCGUGCGGGCGCGCGAGCACCACGGCAGGAGUCGCUGGGGAGGAGAGGUCCCCCGAGGUGGUCCUGGCCCCGGCCUCCAGCGCCUCCCCCUCCUCCACCUCCUCCCCCCCCUCCUCCUCCAUCUGGGUUCUCCUCCCGGCUCGGAGCCCGGGCGUGGCAAUGGGCCUGCCAGCGGCGACCCGGCUUUGGACCCGCGGCGCGCGGCGUUCGGCAGGGCGGGCCCCGUCCAGCGCGCGCGCGCGCGAGCCGGCAGAAAGGAGGAGGCGGAGGCGGAGGAGGACCCUUUCCGCUGCUCCUCCUCCUCCGUCACGGCAAGGCUCUGAAGCUUAGCGUCAGUGCGAGUGGUGUCCCGGCGCCGGCUGCCGCUUGAGUGGCUGUUCCCGGGGAGGUGCCUCAUCUCCAACAUAGCAG